GAUUGGGAGAGAGAACAAGUUUUACCACUCCUCUGCCUUUGAGUCUUUCAUCAUAACUCAGGGCCAGGCGAGCUGGUUUUGCAAUGCACUGAGCCCUAGUCAAUCGGGCGGCUCUAGCGAGAGCGCCUCAUGCCAAGGGGCAGCCUGCUCCCGGUGGUGCCCAGAUGCCCAGGGCCUGUGGCUAGGCGACUGAGCAGACAGACAGGCAGCUGCAGCUGGACCAAAGCGGAGGGGCUGGGAGCAGCAGGAUGGCUUCCACAGGGAGUAUGGAGCCGAGGUUUCCUGGCCCCAAGGCAGCUCUCCCCUUUAAGCUCCUGCUCCUCCUCCUGCUCUGGGCUUCCCUUCCUCUUGAGGUGCCGGGGAAAGAAGUGAAUCUUUUGAACACGAAUGUUGCCCAAAACGAGCUAGGCUGGUUACCAGAUCCUCCAGAAUCUGGGUGGAGCGAGGUUCAACAGAUGAUCAACAACACUCCUGUGUACAUGUACCAGGACUGCAAUGUCUUCUCCGAGGGAGAUACUGACAACUGGCUUCGCACCAACUGGAUAUUCCGAGGGGAGGCCUCUUCUAACAUCUUUGUGGAGCUGAAGUUUACCAUUCGGGACUGCAAGAGUUUCAAAGGGGAGGCAGUGAGCUGUAAGGAGACCUUCAACCUCUACUACAUGGAGUCAGAUCAAGAUGUUGGCAUCCAGUUUCGACGCCCUCUCUUCACCAAGAUCAACACCGUGGCAGGUGAUCGUAGUUUCACAACCCGGGAUGUUGAGUUGGGUGCCUUGCAGCUUAACAUGGAAGUGUGCUCCAUAGGAAAGCUACAGCAACGUGGCUUCUAUCUGGCUUUUCAGAACUCUGGGGCUUGUGUGGCACUGGUUGGCGUGAGAGUUUACUACAAGACCUGCUCAGAAACUGUGCGUCGACUGGCACACUUCCCAGAGACACUUGCCAGCUUUGAGGGGCUGUCGGAAGUGCCUGGUACCUGUCUGAAGAAUGCAGCUGAAAAAGCAGGCUUUCCGCCCAAGAUGCAUUGCAGUUCCAAUGGAGAGUGGUUGGUCCCAGUGGGACAGUGUUUGUGCAUCACUGGCUUUGAAGAAGUUGACGGAGAAUGUGUAGCCUGUCAGCCAGGUUUCUACCGCCACACCCUGGAAGCUGAGCAGUGCUUCAAAUGCCCCCCAAACAGCUCCUCCAGUUCUCCUGGGGCCACAAGCUGUCCCUGCCUCAAAGGCUUCUUUCGGACACCCACUGAAGACCAAACGGUUGCCUGUUCCCGCCCUCCUUCUGCACCCCAGAAUGUCACCUUCUCCCUUGUGGGGAGCCAGGUCUCCCUCUCGUGGCAGCCACCCAUCGAUCAGGGUGGGCGCAAGGAUCUCUCCUACAACGUCUUCUGCCAGCGCUGCAAUUUCCUCGUGUGUGAAGCCUGUGAGAGUGGCGUAACUUUUUCUCCCAGUGCAUUCAGCCUCACUCGGCCCAGUGUGGUUGUAGAUGGGCUGGAGGCUUACACCAAUUAUAGCUUCACCGUGCAGGCUCAUAACGGUGUGUCCGCGCUGAGCCCUGCUUUACGCAAGAGCACCAGCUCUCCUGUCUGGGUGGCUGUGGGUCCCGCAGCCCCAAUCAUGGUGACUAAUCUCAUCCUGGAUCGGCAGAACGAAAGCAGCCUAUCUGUGAGUUGGCUACCACCGCGGCACCGCAGCCACAUCCCUAUCACCUACGAGGUCAUGUACUUUGAGAAGGGGGAAGAGAAACACUACACAGUCCAGCAUCUUCAGGAGCCCAAAGUGACGCUGGCCAAUCUGCAGCCCGACACGGCCUACCUGCUGCGUGUCCGCUCCAUCACGCCAGUAGGGGACGGGCAGUUUUCCCAGGAGCAGGAAUUCCGCACUCUUCCACAAGAUACUGGGAUGCUCUCGGGAGGAGUGAUUGUUGCCAUCAUCUUUGGAAUCCUGGUGUCUGUUAGUGUGGUUCUAGGAGUCUUCAUUUGUCGGCGAAGGCAAGCUCACCGUCGUGCACGGCCAUGCCAGAAAUACUCCAGCUACAACCGAGAUGAGAUCUGGUUGAAGCCUUAUGUAGACCUCCAGCCCUAUGAGGAUCCCAGCAAGGGAGUCUUAGAAUUCACCAAGGAACUGGACCCAUCUGUUGUCAACAUUGAGACUGUUAUUGGUGAAGGAGAGUUUGGCGAGGUCUACCGGGGGACCCUACGCUUCCCAGGAAAAGAACGGAUUGUUGUAGCCAUCAAGACAUUGAAGUCAACUUACUCGGAUUCAACCUGGUGGAACUUCCUGCGUGAGGCAACCAUCAUGGGCCAGUUCAAUCACCCCAAUAUUGUCCGCUUGGAAGGCGUGGUCACAAAACGAAAUCCAAUGAUGAUUAUCACAGAAUACAUGGAGAAUGGUGCCCUGGACACUUUCUUACGGGAGAACAUGGACAAGUUCAGCGCAGUACAGUUAGUGACCAUGCUACAGGGUAUCGCCUCCGGGAUGACCUACCUCUCUGACCGCAACUAUGUACACCGGGAUUUAGCUGCCCGUAACAUUCUGGUAUCUCACAGCCUUCAGUGCAAAGUGUCCGAUUUUGGUCUUUCACGAAUAUUGGAAAAUGAUGUAGAAGGAACAUACGAAACAAAGGGCGGCAAGAUCCCCAUCCGAUGGACAGCCCCCGAGGCCAUCGCCCAGCGUAUCUUCACCUCUGCCAGUGAUGUCUGGAGUUUUGGCAUUGUCAUGUGGGAAGUGUUGUCAUACGGUGACAAGCCUUAUGGGGAUAUGACCAAUCAGGAGGUGAUGAAAAGCAUAGAGGAUGGAUACCGUCUCCCCCCACCUGUAGACUGCCCUUCUGUCCUUUAUGACCUCAUGAAAGUGUGUUGGUCUUACGAUCGGGCACGCAGGCCCCGCUUCAGAGAAAUCCAUGCUCAGCUGGAGCACUUUAUUUGCAACCCACCUUUACUUCGAACUGUGGCUGACUUUGAUCCUAGGGUGACCCUCCGUCCCCCCAGCUGCAGUGGGUCCGAUGGGAUUCCUUAUCGGUCUAUCCCAGAGUGGUUGGAAUCUAUCCGCAUGAAACGCUACAUCAUCAACUUCCGCACUGCUGGCCUGAACACCAUGGAAUCCAUCCUGGAGCUUUCUGCUGAGGACUUGAAACAAAUGGGAGUAACUCUUCCUGGACAUCAGAAGCGUAUUCUGUGCAGCAUCCAAGGCUUCAAGGAGUGAUAGGUCUCACACGAUGAAGCCCGUGCUAGGCUCAACCCUUGUGGGGCAGGACUUGGCACUGUGCCCUGCAGCACAACGAGAGGAGAAGAGGAACCGAUGGAACCAACUUUGCACCAACUUCUGCAGGGGUCCAUCUGGUUAGAAGUGCUGUCAGCCUGAAGCUGUGCCAAAAACAAAUGCAAAAACAAAUCACCAAAGAACUCGGCGGCAGACAUUGCAGCCUGUGCAAAUGGAACCAUUCCCUACAUCUGACAGUGCGCCUGCUGGGAUCGGGACCGCCUGGGACAAGCAGCAGCAAUCCAAGAGGCUCCCUUGUCUUGACUGCAAAAUUGGCAGGUGCUUGAAAAGCAGAGUCUGAUCCGUGCCAUGCUGUCUACCCAUGACUGUUCUUUCAUUCCCGCGCUCCUUCUCUCGCAGAUGAGCCUCUUUCCAUUUCCGUCCAUAGCUUCUAAAUUUAUACUAUUAUAUUGCUUUCUUGAGCAAAGAGUUUAGCUAUUCUGCCAGUAAAAGCCAUAAGGAUGCUCCCACCCUCCCACCCCACUCGUUGCAAAACCAAGAUUUAUCUGGAGGAAUAGGAGGAGAGUCUUCCAUUUUGUUUGCACAGUUCUUUGUGGGUGGGGCAAGGGAGGUGGAGAGAACAUCCACUUUCGGUCCUGGCUCAUUAGGCCAUGCCUCUUUUUAUUACACAUAAUUUCCACUGGUUUAUUCCUUUGUUUGUAUGCUUUGUCUCCUACUCCAUGGGGCGGAAAGCGAUUGUUUACAGCAGGGCAUCACUUGCACCCGGGAGCUUUGCUUCCUCAUGGUGAGGACCUGCCUUAUGUAUUUAACAUGAGAGGAAGAGGGCAGGGGAGGCAAAGUCCCAGGCCUGUAAAUUCCCAUGUGUUGUAUGUAUGAUUUUGUAAAUAAAUUCAUGGUACAGA
Pogona vitticeps (central bearded dragon) is the source of this 4111-nucleotide messenger RNA. RefSeq names its product EPH receptor A1 (gene EPHA1). Gene Ontology annotation, cellular component: plasma membrane; dendrite. Lineage: Eukaryota; Metazoa; Chordata; Lepidosauria; Squamata; Agamidae. The record is from RefSeq and is a predicted model, not a curated record. Gene Ontology annotation, biological process: axon guidance; protein phosphorylation; ephrin receptor signaling pathway. Gene Ontology annotation, molecular function: ATP binding; protein binding; transmembrane-ephrin receptor activity.